AUGACUGGUCUCAUCCCGUUCACGGUUGACUCUGAGCAUACGACGCUGUUACUGGAUACCAAGAACAAGAAUUUCACCGAUUUCGCAGAAGAGUCGCACCUGAGUGCGGUUGAAUGGGAGAGGAUCCCCUACGACCGCGACCAUGACAGGUUCAUAAUAUCGGUCAACGGUACUCAUAUCACUGCGACUACCGAAUGA
This is a messenger RNA of Perkinsus marinus ATCC 50983, 198 nucleotides long. RefSeq lists its product as hypothetical. Lineage: Eukaryota; Perkinsozoa; Perkinsida; Perkinsidae. The transcript has a single exon. The record is from RefSeq and is a predicted model, not a curated record. The coding region runs from base 1 to 198 and encodes 65 amino acids.